UGAAUCUGUUGCAGAGACAGAGAGAGAGAGGAGAGAGAGGGGGAGAGAGAGAGAGAGAGAUCCAUUGCUUCGCCCUCGCCCUAUCCCCUCCCCUCGUCGAAUCCCCAAUUCCUCUUCCUCAAGUCACCGCUCGGUUCCCCUUUGCCCUUUAAUUCUCAUCGUCAGAUAUGGCUUCGAAUUCGCCCAGGGAUGGCCCAGCUGAUGAUAAAGCAUCUCCCAAAGAGAGCAAACCUUUGAUGCCGGAGUCUUCUGCCGCGGAGUCGGAAUCUGGGCCUGCCAUUCCCAAUCCUUUUGACUUUUCAGCGAUGCACAAUCUGCUGAACGAUCCCAGCAUUAAACAAUUGGCUGAGCAGAUAGCAAAUGAUCCUUCAUUCAAUCAGAUGGCCGAGCAGAUCCAGAAAACCUUCCACGGCGCUCCGGAAGAAGAAAGCAUUCCUCAGUUUGAUACACAACAGUACUAUUCCACGAUGCAACAAGUUAUGCAGAAUCCUCAAUUCAUGACUAUGGCAGAACGCCUUGGUAGUGCCUUGAUGCAGGAUCCUGCUAUGUCUAGCAUGCUUGAGAAUUUGGCAAAUCCGACACAAAAGGAACAAAUUGAGGAACGAAUGGCACGGAUAAAGGAAGAUCCAGCUUUGAAGGGCAUAUUAGAGGAAAUGGAAACUGGUGGUCCAGCUGCUAUGAUGAGGUAUUGGAAUGAUAAAGAUGUUCUGACAAAGCUGGGUGAAGCGAUGGGUCUUGCUGCUGCUGGAGAGGCAGCCACUUCUGGUGAAAAUGCUGUUCCAGAUGACGAUGAAGAUGCUGGUAAUGAGGAUGAAUCAAUUGUUCACCAAACUGCUAGUGUUGGUGACGUGGAGGGAUUGAAAAAAGCAUUGGCUGAAGGUGCUAUCAAGGAUGAGGAAGAUUCUGAAGGAAGGACAGCCCUUCAUUUUGCAUGUGGAUAUGGGGAGGUGAAGUGUGCUCAGGUUCUGAUCGAAGCUGGAGCGGCUGUGGAUGCUCUAGACAAGAACAAGAAUACCGCCCUUCAUUAUGCAGCUGGUUAUGGAAGAAAAGAGUGCGUAGCUUUGCUUCUGGAGAAUGGGGCUGCUGUCACUCUUCAAAACCUUGAUGGCAAGACUCCUAUCGACGUUGCGAAGCUGAACAGCCAGAACGAGGUGUUGAAGCUUCUUGAGAAGGAUGCCUUCCUCUAACUUAUCUGCGAGUCCACAUGGAAUCUCGGUUUCCUAGUCCUGUGGGCCAAGGUCGUGUGGGGCCCCGCUUGGUUUUGGUCGGGCAGGAGGGCAUAUCAGCUGUCUCUAUAACAUAAAAGAUGCUUCCCCUCAGUUGUUUGUCUAUGGUGCUACAUUUGCCUACUUUAUAUAGCCGGUGGACGAUUUCUCUGAAUGUGUUAUAAUUUAUGUCUGCGAAAUUGCCAAUCCAAAGUUGCAAUGGCUGAGCCUUCCUCUG
This is a messenger RNA of Punica granatum (pomegranate), 1443 nucleotides long. The record is from RefSeq and is a predicted model, not a curated record. NCBI's taxonomy places the organism in Eukaryota, Viridiplantae, Streptophyta, Magnoliopsida, Myrtales, Lythraceae.